Molecule: messenger RNA, 612 nt
Organism: Cutaneotrichosporon cavernicola
Lineage: Eukaryota; Fungi; Basidiomycota; Tremellomycetes; Trichosporonales; Trichosporonaceae
Gene: ISA2
Exons: 3
Coding region: 1-612 (203 amino acids)
Biological process (GO): iron-sulfur cluster assembly
Cellular component (GO): mitochondrion
Molecular function (GO): 2 iron, 2 sulfur cluster binding; iron ion binding; 4 iron, 4 sulfur cluster binding
Source: RefSeq, a predicted model, not a curated record
AUGUUCCAGACACGAUCUCUCGCUACCGCAGCGCGCAGCGUGCGUGCUUUCGCUGCGCGGCCUAUCACGCGUUCCCUUCCUCCGAUGUCGUUGGCUCCUCUCGCCACUCGCGUGAGAUAUGCCUCCAGCGCCGCCUCCAUGUCCUCGUCAGCGCCCCACCUUCCACCGAUCCCCUCCUCCCCCAAGAUCACUGUGACGCCGCCGUCACUGGACGCAAUUCUCGAGGAGGGGUUCAUGGACGACGCAAAGCUUGUGCCCGAAAACGAGGCGCGGAUCAACAUCACCCCUGAGGCGAUCAGGCAGCUCGCGCAGCUCGCGGCUAACGAACCGCCAGACACGACUCUUGCGCUGCGCGUCGGAGUCGAUUCGGGAGGGUGCCAUGGGUACCAGUACAUUAUGGAGCUGGUGGAGGAGAAGGGGGUUGAUGACUACGUCAUGCAGGCUGAGGGCGCGGUGCCCGUCCUCGUCGACCUCAUGUCCCUCGGAAUGCUCAAAGGCGCGACACUGCACUACGCGACCGAGCUCAUCGGCUCGUCCUUCCGCCUACAGGACAACCCGCAGGCCAAGGAGGGUGGCAACUGUGGCUGUGGCGUGAGCUGGGAGGCGAUCUAG